ACACAUUUCACACGAGCAAUAAAGAAAAAAUGACCACCUACAUCCCCGCCAUCACAAUCCCUUCGGCGGUGUUCCAGAAUCCCGCCUCUUCGAUUCUCCUCCCCAUCGCAUUGGGCACCGCAGUUGGUUUCGGCACCCGACCUUCCAAGACGCAAAAGAAAUAUCUUGAAUUGAAGCAACCUCCUUUACGUCCCCCGCCAUGGGUGUUUGGGCCCGUCUGGACAGUCCUCUAUGGGCUCAUGGGAUAUGGUGCCUACCGUGCCACCAACAUCGGCCUCUCGCCCUUGUCUUCGCCGCAGACCAUUCAGACAACAAAGCAUAGCAUGACCAUCUACACCGUCCAGCUUGGCCUAAACCUCGUCUGGAUGCCGCUCUUCUUUGUCGCCAACCGCCCAGUUGAAGCUACUAUUGACAUCGUUACCCUACUGGGCCUCAAUGGUUAUUUGGCCUACCUAUGGGGAUCCGUUGAUUCUGUUACGGGCUGGUGCCAGGCGCCUUACUUGGCGUGGUUGAGCUUUGCAACAUACUUGAGUGCUGGAGCGGGAUACUUGAAUGAUUGGGAUCUGGCAGACAAAGAGACUGCUAGAGAGGAUAAGAAGCAACAGUAAAACUAACAAAACUGGCACGUCAUAGUUACGGUCCCAAUACACUUCACGUCACGGU
Messenger RNA from Trichoderma virens Gv29-8, 663 nucleotides. RefSeq lists its product as uncharacterized. Gene Ontology annotation, cellular component: mitochondrial outer membrane. The record is from RefSeq and is a predicted model, not a curated record. The coding region runs from base 30 to 608 and encodes 192 amino acids. NCBI's taxonomy places the organism in Eukaryota, Fungi, Ascomycota, Sordariomycetes, Hypocreales, Hypocreaceae. The transcript is spliced from 3 exons.